AUUUCUGUGUGUAGAACAAUGUUUACCUAAAACACAUUGCAUCUUCACAAUACUUUUAGAAAUAUGUAUUAUACAAAAAGAGGAUGUAUAUAUCGUAGCGUUUGUACAAUCAACUUAACAUUCCUUGUUCAGAAAGAGAGAUAUUGAGAACAUUUCAUUUUUUACAGAUGGAAGUGGAGUGUCGGUUCCUAUGCCCCCUACAUUUGAAAAAAUAAAAGAGGAGAUACUGAAGAAGAUUGAAUCUGGAGAUAUUCUAUUAGGAUCUUUGGUUGAGCCAAAAAAAUAUAAAAAAGCUGUGAUAAAGAAUGGAGUGAUUUUCAAUGAAGAAUUCACAGUAUCUGGUCGUUGUAUACCACUGAGUGACAUUCGCAGAAAGAUUUUUGAAGAACAUCAAAGUUUGGGGAUUAUGAGAAAUCCAAAAGGUGCUUUGACAAGAUACUUCAUACUAUGGUCUGAUCAUGCAUCACUUUUGAGUGCUGGCCAUUUACUAUUGACUGUCAAAGUUGUUUACGAUGACAAGUUAUUUUAUACAGAUGAGGAAAUGUAUGCAAAAACAGGAAUUUGUCAUGAUGUUCAAGAACUUGUGGAGCGUCCAUCCGUUUAUAUUAUUGGUUUUGCCCAGGAUAGCAUUGCAGAGAAGCUUUCAUAUGUCGAAACCAGACUUAAUGACAUUAGAAAAUUGUCUGACCCAUUAAUUGUCAAUGAUAAGAAAGUGGUUGAUGUGAUAAGGUUUUUUCAUGGUGACCAUCCUGAAAUACAAUACGAGAGUGGUAACUCUCAUGGUGGAAACUUUCCCUGUCUUUGUGGAUGCAAAAAAUCAAGAUUUACAGAUAUAGCCCAUGUCUACAGUAACAAAAUAGUGUCCUUGGAACAAAGAAGGAAGAAGGUAAUAUCAGGCCCAGCAGGACAACAACAAAAAGCUGUGUCUCCAUUUCAACAACUCAAUGUGGAGAAACUGGGUCUUGAAGUAAAUUACAGAAACCUUGACCGUGACUUACCAGUUCAUCAAAAGUUGCACAAAAAGGACCUUGAACAGCUACUAAAAAAUCAUUUGACAGGAAUUAUCCGUGUUCCAGCUCUUUGCUUUGGAAAUGAACAUAGUACAAUGGAGUCCUUGAAUCUUGCUAAUUAUGAAGUGAUGCCGAUUGAACCACUGCAUGAUUGUAAAGGACAUAUCAAGAAUUUGUGGGAUGUUUUGCAUGAAGUGUUGACACCUCAAGAGAAUAAAAUUUUUCAACAGUCCCUAGAUGCCACAUAUGGUUCGAAGGACAAGGUGAGAGGAUCUGACUAUCGGCUGUCAUCAAUAGUUGUUUACCAAUCAAUGCAAAGCACUUAUCCCAAAAAAGGUCCCCACGAAUUAUUCUACGAUUACAUAAUAUUAGUUUCCAGCAUGCCAUGUUGUGCCAAGAUCUGUUUGGGCAUAAUUUAA
Hydractinia symbiolongicarpus is the source of this 1429-nucleotide messenger RNA. RefSeq lists its product as uncharacterized. Bases 191 to 1429 code for a protein of 412 amino acids. The record is from RefSeq and is a predicted model, not a curated record. Lineage: Eukaryota; Metazoa; Cnidaria; Hydrozoa; Anthoathecata; Hydractiniidae. The transcript has 5 exons.